GUAAUGUUAUGGAACCCAUGUCCACUUGAAUAAACUGUACACAACAAUGACCCCCUGUACACUCACCUCUUCAGACUCUAGGGGGCAACGUCGCAAUACUUUUAGGAAUAGACGGACUUCACCACCGAACAACAGAGUUUCUAAACCCGACACGGGAAGUAGGAAGUAGCAAUAACUUUGCAGCUGGCUAGCGAUCUUUACAGUGGAUGUGUCAAAAUAAUUUUUGAUUGACCAAAAAAUAACGUCUCGUCAGCUAGCCUGAGUCAUUGGAUCAGCCAUGGGAAAGGGUGGUGGAACAUUUGAGAGGCUUCUUGAUAAAGCCACCAGUCAGCUGCUGCUGGAGACAGACUGGGAGUCCAUCCUGCAGAUCUGUGAUCUCAUCCGUCAAGGAGACACACAGGCGAAGUAUGCCAUCGGAGCCAUUAAGAAGAAGCUGAUGGAUAAGAACCCACAUGUGGCUCUCUAUGGUCUUGAGGUGUUGGAGUCAGUAGUGAAGAACUGUGGGCAGACGGUCCAUGAUGAGGUGGCCUGUAAAACCACCAUGGAGGAGCUGAAGGAUCUACUGAAGACGGAGCCCAACGUGAGGAAUAAGAUCCUUUACCUGAUCCAGGCCUGGGCCCACGCCUUCCGCAACGAGCCCAAAUACAAGGUGGUUCAGGACACGUACCAGAUCAUGAAGGUGGAGGGUCACGUGUUUCCAGAGUUCAAGGAGAGUGAUGCCAUGUUUGCUGCAGAGAGAGCUCCAGAUUGGGUGGAUGCAGAGGAGUGUCAUCGCUGCCGCGUUCAGUUUGGAGUGAUGACUAGAAAGCAUCACUGCAGAGCCUGUGGUCAGAUCUUCUGUGGGAAGUGUUCCUCCAAGUACUCCACCAUCCCCAAGUUUGGCAUCGAGAAGGAAGUGCGUGUGUGUGAGCCCUGCCACGAGCUGCUCAACAACCACCCUUCCCUCUCUCCCCCGCCUAGGAAAGCUGAAGGGGGUAAACCCGUCGGGACAUCCACCUCCGUGGCCCCAGGCCCGGCAGAGCUGCCGCCAGAGUACCUGACCAGCCCCCUGUCCCAGCAGUCUCAGGUAGUGGUCCAGGAAACAGUGCCCCCCAAACGGGACGAGGCGGCCCUGCAGGAGGAGGAGGAGCUUCAGCUGGCCAUCGCCCUAUCACAGAGCGAGGCUGAGGAGAAGGAGAGGAUGAGACAGAAGAACUCGUACGGGGUCUACCCCAAAGCUGACCCCGCCCCAGUCACCUCCUCAGCCCCCCCCGUCAACUCACUCUACUCUUCUCCUGUGAACUCCUCUGCUCCCUCAGCUGAAGAUGUGGACCCCGAGGUGGCUCGCUACCUGAACAGAACGUACUGGGAGAAGAAACAGGAAGAGGCACGCAAGAGUCCCACCCCCUCUGCCCCUGCCCCCGUACCAUUGGCUACUGAGCCCCUGCCAAUCAGCCAGCCCCAGCCAGUGGAAACUGUCGCACCACUCCCAGCUCAAGUCGUCAUGGCCCCGCCUCCAGUCAACGUAGUGGAGCAGCAGUAUCAGAAUGGUGAGUCGGAGGAGAACCACGAUGCGUUCCUGAAGGCUCUGCAGAAUGCGGUCACCACCUUCCUGAACCGUAUGAAGAGUAACCACAUGCGUGGUCGCAGCAUCACCAACGACAGCGCCGUGCUCUCCCUCUUCCAGUCCAUCAACACCAUGCACCCCCAGCUACUGGACAUCCUCAAUCAGCUGGACGAGAAGAGACUGUACUACGAGGGUCUGCAGGACAAGCUGGCCCAGGUGCGUGAUGCGAGGGCCGCCCUGAACGCCCUACGAGACGAGCACAGAGAGAAGCUGCGUCGUGCUGCCGAGGAGGCGGAGAGACAGAGACAGAUCCAGCUGGCCCAGAAACUAGAGAUCAUGAGACAGAAGAAACAGGAGUACCUUGAGAUGCAGCGUCAGCUGGCCAUCCAGCGGCUUCAGGAGCAGGAGAAGGAGAGACAGAUGAGGCUGGAGCAACAGAAACACACCAUCCAGAUGAGAGCCCAGAUGCCUGCCUUCCCCAUGCCCUACCCACAGAUGCAGUCUUUGCCCCCCAACGUGGCAGGAGGGGUGGUGUACGGGCAGCCGGGGGGACCCCCCAGUUACCCAGGCACCUUUAGCCCCUCAGGGUCAGUGGAGGGGUCGCCCAUGCACAACGUCUACAUGAACCAGCCUGGACCAGGACAGUACCAGGCCAUGCCUCCAGACCCCAACAUGUACAUGUACCAGCCUGCAGGAACCAAUGGGCAGCCUGCACUCCCUGGCCAGGCCCCGCCCACCACUAGCCCCGCCUACUCUAACUACCAGCCCACACCCACACAGGGAUACCAGCAGAACGUGGUGUCCCAGGCCCAGUCUCUGCCCCCCAUGUCCCAGCCUCCCCCCACUAACGGUAUGUCCUAUGUGGCCUACCCUCCACCUUACGCCAUGCAGAAUAUGAUGGCAGCCCUACCUGGGCAGGACCCCAACAUGCCCCCACAACAACCAUACAUGCAGGGCCCAGGACAACAGCCCAUGUACCAACAGAUGGCUCCCCCUGGUGGCCCCCAGCAGCAGGUUCAGCAGCAGCAGCCUCCGCAGGUCCAUCCAGGCAGCGAGGCACAGCUCAUCUCCUUCGACUGAUCCAUCCACCUGGCUAGCUCAGCUUAACGUUACCACCUGCUGCUGGCAGGGUUCAACACUACACCCUCUCUCCUCUUCUGUCCUCACCUCUCUUCUCCUCUUCUGUCCUCACCUCUGUCCUCACCUCCUCUGUGUUCUCCUCUCUCUCUGCUGGGCUCGUGGCCUGGAUUCCCCAACAAACACACAUGUUUCUUACAAUGUUUCUGUUUUGUUACGGCAAUGUUGUGAAAUAACGGACAUGUUACCCCUCCUCCUAGGCAUCCUCUCUCCCCCACCUGACAUGGAGGAUGAGAGGAGUGAGGAGUGAGGAGGGGGAUAGGUAGGGUUACUAUGCACCAUGCAUACCCCGGGUUUGUAUUCACUAGGAACCUAGACGGGGAGUGACUACCAGAACUUAUAAGAAACACUUUCCCUUUUAAUGCGUUUUGCUACAGUGUUCCCUCCUCUCUCUCUGUCUCUCUCUCUCUCUGAUAAUGUAUGUAGUCUUUCUCUUCUGAAAGUAAUAUCUGAAGCUCAUCUAGUCAGUGGUAUAAUAAAGGAACAAAUCAAAUAUGAUAGGAAUCAAUGGAAUCUAAGACAAGACCAUAAUCAUCCUUCCUCAUAUUUGUAUAAGCUAGUUUGCAUGUUAAAGUCCUUAUUUUCAUGGACAUGGCAGAUGUGUUACAGCAGUAACUGUUCUGGAGUCAUAUUGUGGUGAGUGGACAUGUUUCAUACUGCCAUGUUUCAUACUGCCUGCUUGGUUGACCAAGGCUGUAGGAGUUAAUGGAGAUGGGGAAUGAAAGAUGUAGGACAGAGCACAGAAAGCACCUCGAACAGGUUCUAGUGAGAGUGUCCGAGAAGGGAGGGAUGGAUGGAUGGAGGGAGGGAUGGAUGAAUGGAGGGAGGGAUGGAUGAAUGGAGGGAGGGAUGGAUGAAUGGAGGGAGGAAUGGAUGAAUGGAGGGAGGAAUGGAUGAAUGGAGGGAGGAAUGGAUGAAUGGAUGAAUGGAGGGAGGGAGGAAGGGGGGAGGGAUAAAUGGAUGAAGGGAGGAAUGGAUGAAUGGAGGAAGGAAUGGAGGGAGGGAGGGAGGAAAGGAUGAAUGGAGGGAGGGAUGACUGGAUGGAUGCACUAACCCACCUCUCCUAACCUCCUGAGUUUACAUUCAGGUGUAAUUUUCCACACACACAUCCACUGACACAGAGCUCAUUUUAAAGUGUAGAUUGGCCGUCUUAUGUUGGUUAGGCUUGGUAAUGUUUUUCACUAUAUCUUUUUGAGUUGAUGGAGAACAUGGGAGAAAGAACCUUUUUAUUAGUUUGUACACGUCUGAUAGUUAAAUUCUUACCAAUCAGACUGGCUGAGGCGAAGCAGUAUGAGACUACAAUAGAACACUUACAUCCAGUGUGGAACUACAGUUCCCAAUAUUCACAGCUCCAGAGACAGAUUACCACCAUCACUCUCUCAAGGUGUCCUAUGUCACAACUGUUGACAUAAUGGGUCUCUCCCAACAACUCCAUUAACCACAAUGCCUUGCGUCACACUCCAGGAGGAACUAGUGUGAAUAUAAUUUAAGAUUAAAUGUAGUUCCAUUGCCAAAUAUUAACUAGCAGUUAUCCAGAGGGUUGCAGUCAGGUCGAUAUGGCUGUUUCCUCAGGCAGCCCCAUUCUGAUCUUUUGACCAAUUAGUGGUAAAAGAUCUGAUCUGAUUGGUCAAAAGAUCAGUUAGUGGCAAACCCCCCAGAAUGUGGCUGCCUGUGUAAACACACCCUAUGAGAGAGUAGAGACCCUCUGACUGUGUGUCCUAAAUAGCACCCAUUUUCCUAUAUAGUGCACUACUUUUGACCAGAGCCCUAUAGGUGUGUAUCUGUGGGUGCUGAGAUGUAGACAGGGCUGAGAUGAAGUUAUCUGAUCUGUAGAGAGGGACUCUACAUUAGAUGGGCUUCCAUUUUGUUUCUGGUGCUAGUUUCAGUAAAGUUCGGUUUAAUCACAAAACUAUUUCCUCAGUUCCUCGUUUCCUUUCCUUGGUUCUUCAAUUCUUUGCCCGCUUCCGUAUGAUGUUUUUGAGGAGGAGGAGGAGAGGACCUAGGGGAGGGAAUCAGGAAAAAACUUUUGAGAUCCACCCUUUCGGAGUGUCUUUCAGAACCCUGUGGGUCGCGAGUGGAGAGGUGGUGGUAGUCAGUUCUUCAGGGUAUGUACAUGUGAUGUACAUGUGUUGUGCAUGUAUGUAACAUACACCCAAUCAGUGACUUCUUCUGUAACCCCUUUGAUGCCAUCUUUGAACUUCUUUACUUCAUCAUUAAUGAUCUUCUGUCUGACUUCUUUAAAGUCAUUUUAAGAUUAUAUUUAAUAAAUAUCUUGUUCUCUUGUC
Messenger RNA from Salvelinus fontinalis (brook trout), 4968 nucleotides. Its product is annotated as hepatocyte growth factor-regulated tyrosine kinase substrate-like. Gene Ontology annotation, molecular function: phosphatidylinositol binding; ubiquitin binding; metal ion binding. Bases 278 to 2626 code for a protein of 782 amino acids. The transcript has 20 exons. Lineage: Eukaryota; Metazoa; Chordata; Actinopteri; Salmoniformes; Salmonidae. The record is from RefSeq and is a predicted model, not a curated record.